CUCCGCCUUCACUUCAUGGACUCGUCCCUUAAAGCAACCAAACCCCCCUUCAUUCUUUACUCUUCGUAACAUUAAGCGUCUAUAGCGCGAUUUAAGAAGGAAUGUUGAACUACGGCCACGCGCUUCACCACGUGGUCUCCCCUCCUUCCCAACCACUUCACCACUUCCUAUAGAAAUGCCCCACGCCCUCAUUCUCACCCUCGCUUAAAUUCAACUACAACAACCUAACUCCAACCACCUCUACGCUACAGCGCCUCAAUCAACCAACAUGAAACUGCUCAGUGUCCUUGCUUUCACCAUGGGCGUGUUGACGGCAGUCCUCGGUGGCCCCUCGCCAUCCCCUCAAAUCAUGCCCCCGCCACCACUCAUCAUCCCUAGCCAAUACUAUCUGCGAGCCAACGCCCCGAACACCCCAUUCCACAAUCGCCCAGUUGUCCGGUUCCCACAAUCCCACAUGCUCGGCCUCGAGAAUUUCACUGUCCAUCCCGCCACUACUCCUGUCUAUUUCCUCCCGAUCCCAAUCCCUGGCAAAGAGACAUUUGCGAUGCAAGUUCCGUAUUCCGGUGACGAUAUGUCAGAGACGCCGUAUGUCACCGCUAUCGUAAGUAAGGGAUCGCAUACAGCUAGCAUGAAGAUCCUCAGUAUGCCGGAUCCGACUGCGACAUCUACCAAGGAUGGCUGUCCCGGGGUAGAGGUAACGUGCGUGGCGGAUCAAUGGAGUGUUAGUGGGGGACAUCCAGGAGUGGCGAUGAAGGGGUUGAAGUAUGAGGGUUGGAAGGGAGGCUGGAGUGUGGUGAAAGACGCUGGGACUGAGGGAUGGCAUAUAUAUUGGGUGGCUAAAGGAGAGGCGGCGAAGGCGAAGAGGCAAUUUGGGAUGGCGAGUGUGCAUGACGUUGAUGUUGAUGUCGUGCCAGUGGAGGCGGAGGGCGAGAAUUGAUGGAAGCGCCUGCAUUUUGAUGACAAAUAUCUUCACUUCACCAUGCUCGAAGAUGAUGCGUUCAAGAGGUGGAUGACUUAUCUUCACAGUGCCUGGAGUCUCGGAACUCAGCAUCCACUGGGAUGGCCCGCCUAAAUCAGGAAGGAUAAAGGAACGUACCUAC
Messenger RNA from Lindgomyces ingoldianus, 1100 nucleotides. RefSeq lists its product as uncharacterized. The record is from RefSeq and is a predicted model, not a curated record. NCBI's taxonomy places the organism in Eukaryota, Fungi, Ascomycota, Dothideomycetes, Pleosporales, Lindgomycetaceae. The coding region runs from base 269 to 937 and encodes 222 amino acids. The transcript is spliced from 2 exons.